AUGGUCAAUGAUUUACAAUGCAGGUCAGGGAAAUCUGGCAUUUGGAAAUUCGUUGAUGAUAUUAUUAUGUGGAAUAGUGUUCCUCAAGAUAUACGAAAGCUUCAAUCGUUAUCACAGUUUAAGAAAGCUAUACUGUAGAUGAGUAUUAUUAAUAACAGUAAUUUAAGCGAACUCUCACACGACAGUCUUAUAAACCUGUGGUAGUUUUCAGAUUUUGUUCUUGUUGCUGUAUGAUAUCUAUAUAUAUAUUGAAGAUUUUACCGUGUUUAAAUAAAGUUUAUUGUAGAGUCUUCGGUGGCGCAGUCUUCAGAGCAAGCGCCUUUCACCUCUGAGUUCGUGGGUUGGAUUCUCACUACAGACUCAUGCGAAGAAUCAGUCAACGCUCUGUCGAAAGUCGUGGAUCUUCUCCGGGUGCUCCAGUUUGUUCCCACAGGAAAAGUUAACAUGGCGGGGGUUAGAAUAUACACAGUUAAAAAAGCAAUAUCACAAUUGUUGUAAAGAUAAAAUAGUCUGGACUAAGUAUGUAAUUAGGUAAGCGUAACACUUGAUGUAAAGCGCAUUUGAUCAUAUCUACAUGCAAAUUUGCGCUAUAGAAAUGUCAAUCGUAAUCGUUUUGUGUUGGAGUUUUCGAUGACCUCUUUUAAUCUAAAUUCUCCCAAUAAACGAACUUCCUUAGUUUGAAGAGUGAGAGUUAAAUUUGACUCUCUCACUUUCGACUUCUUUCAUUCCAUUACUGAAUCUACUGUAUAAUCUCUUUUCUACUUUUGUUUACGUAGGAUAGAACUUGAUCCCACUUUCGUUUCUGUGGAAGAAACGAAAUGGAUGUUUGAGGACCUGAAAAGUCAGAUACCUUGGCAAGAAAAAAACAUCAAGGUUCAAGGUAAACAUGCGUAACCCACUCAUUAUCUGAUUGUGAAUUCAUGAAGAAAACUGGACAACGAAAAUUUGUUCGUAUGUGUAAGGUGUAAUAUGUUCUGCCCUAAAUUCUUGGCCAGAAACGAUAACUACGUAUACCGAUAUUUUCGUUAUCGGCUCAUCUAUUUUUAAGGGGCGACCAAUACGGAAUUAAUCUAAUAUUAAGAAAUACUGAUUAAUGAACUAGCAUUCAUAACUAAUAUAAUUAAUUAAUUUCUUAUUAAUUGGGAACGUAAAGCUAACAAUUAUUCUCUCUUAACGUUGAACGCCAGUGAGAAAUGUGGGUGCAACUUGUGCUCACUAUGAAAACCUUUUAAAGAAAUCCGUGUUUCUUGCAGGUCAAUAUCAUCGUCAACCUCGUCUUACUGCAUGGUUUGGUGAUUUUCCUUAUCAAUAUUCAGGACUUACACUCAAACCAUUCCAGGUUAGCACGACAGUAUAUUGUUGAACUAAAUAUCAGCAGUAUUUUGGGCAUCUACACUCGAUAUAAGUUACAGUGUAACUAAUUUGUAGAAGGGCUUUGUAGAUGGAACUGGAAUGGCAGGAAUGGAUGGCUUUGUAGAUGCACUGGAAUCGCAGGUUCUAUUCUUGCCGAAGGACCUGUAGUUGCAUUUUUCGCAACUGUUCCUGGUUAAGUCUAAUAAAUGUACAAAAUUCACACUCGCAAUAUCCAUCUGCAAGUCAUUUCAACAAUUAGUUACAUCGAGUGUAGAUACCCAAUCCUGAUAUUUGUAUAGGCAAUAGCAUGGUUUUGAGUGCAAUUUGGAUAUAACAUGCACGAGUGGGUUUUUCAAAGACCUCAAAAUAGCACGAGUCCGAAGGACGAGUGCUAUUUGAAAUCAUUGAAAAACUCACGAGUGCAUGUUUAUCCAAAUUUCAAGAGAAGCCAUGCUAUUACUUAUUAAAAUUUACAUAAAAAUGUUCGAGACAAUUGUAGUUUUAACUGACUUUUAUAGCGAACAUUCCACUGGCACAGUUUUCCUGGCUUUGUUAUAUUAAUUAUAUAAGGCUAACGCUUGAAAAUUCCACUCACUAUGUAUUAAGUUUUGUUAGUCUUGUUUAAGGUAAAGGCUUUUUUCCAUUUUAAAAAAAAAGAUAAAAGCCAUAUUUUCCAACCGAAGUCAACUUUCACUUUAUGUAGCGCGAAGUAGCGCGGCACCGUGUUUGUUUUGUUUUGUUUUGUUUUGUUUUGUUUUGUUUUGUUUUGUUUUGUUUUGUUUCAAUCUGUGACCAUUACUUCUUUAAACUAAACUGCUUUAAACUGAUUGGUUGAUUUUAUCAUCACAUUGUUUUUCCACCAAUCAGAUCAGUUUGUUACAGAUUUUUGCACUGUGAUUACAGAAAAUUGCACUGCUGUUUGGGAUUAACUGCACUGAAAUCAACCAAUCACAGUCGAGUAAUAUUUUUAAUUUUUUAUGUAUAUUAUUAACCCAUAUACACCUUACAUUGGCAUCACCGUAGUAUUUUCAUGAACUUGUGGUUAGAGCUCGACUGCUGGCCUCUGUAGCUCCAUUGGUUACAGCACUGCACCGGAAUGAUCGCAGGGCCACAGGUUCGAUUCCUGCCAUCGACCUGCAGUUGCAUUUUUCGCAGCUGUUCCUGGUUAGGUAUGAUAAAUGUGUAAAAUUCACACUCAAAAUUUCCAUCUACAAAAACCCUUCAACAAUAUAGUCGAAAUAGUUGGAAACGUUUUCUCUCGAGUGGGAUUCGAACUCGCAUCUCUACCCAUUCUAGACCGCCGCUCUACCCAUCGAGCUAUCGAGUCAACAGGGAGUGCACGAAAUAUUUUCGUGACGACUAACGCUUGUCUUGGAGGACGCGCAGUGUUUCAAUUCUAUUUCAGAACCAUCCUCAGAGAUAUGAAAAAAGAACGGCGGUCUAGAAACCCGAAGAUACGAGUUCGAAUCCUGCAUGCUCGAGAAAACGAAAUUUUUGUUAGGCAAAAAACCCCCAUGGAUUUCCUGUUUCUACGCCCUACCUAGCUUUGGCUACUGAAAUCACCGACCCUAAUCUUUUUAUCUGAAGUUUGCAAGGAGCUUGGAGCAAUUUUUCGUUUCCAGUCCGUGGCAUUAAAUUUGUGCUAGCUGUACUGUAUAAUGUAUAUUAACCUGUUUGUUUAACAUUUAUAAUAAGUGAUUUAACGAAUGUUUGUGCCAUCUGUGCUGCCGUAAUUGGGUAGAAUGUCAUUCUCAUGCAUGAGCUACCCUACCUACGUUUUUGCAACAAGAAAUACUAUUGGAAACCAAGGUAUUUCUUUUUUGGCCUUGUACUCCGCAGUGUCAAAAUAAUAAAAAAAAUCAUAUCUCUGAGGAUGGUUCUGAAAUAUAUCAAUAACGAUAAUUUUUUUAAUUUAGUGGUCGCCUCUUCUUAAUAUGUUGCGGGAAAGAAUUUUCAAGAAAAGUGGUCUCACAUUUAAUUCAAUGUUGGCGAAUCUUUACAGGAACGAGAAGGAUAGCGUGGUAUGUACAACGUAAAUAAAUGUUUAUCUUAAUUUAUGUGUUUAUCCAGAUUAAAAUUGAAUGAUUUUAUUUGGUCGCGGCUUAAUAAAUACGAGCUAUAGCCAUGCAGGAGCACAGGUUGCUUUGUUGUCAGUGACCGUAAGCGCGCAAAUCUUCAACGUACACCUACACGCAAGGGGCUCAUCCUGGUUCAUCUGGUAACGAAAUUGAUGACCAUGAUUUGGGCAUGAUUUAAACCCGUAUAGGGAUUUUGUUUGCUAUUUGAAAACCUCCAUUUUGGGUAACAAAUAGUUCGUGUAAUUUACUCAGUCACUCAGCCAAUUUCCCUCCAUCAAACACUAUAUAGUGAUUUUUUCCAAACAGCUCAACGGAAACAAUGAAUUGCGAUUGUAAUGAAUUCCGCUCAUUGCGGUUUCUAUAUCUUUCACAUUUCUUCAGGACUGGCACAGUGAUGACGAGGCAUCGCUUGGAAAUAAUCCUACGAUAUGUUCAUUAUCAUUUGGAGAAAUUCGAAAUUUUGAAAUGAGAAAAAAACCUGAAGAGGUGCGAUAUGUCUUCUACAGAACGGUCUGUGCCAGUGUAGGUAUAAUACAACACAACACAACACAACACAACACAACACAACACAACACAUAUAACAAUGGCGGUCGUGCUGAGAACUGCUCUUGGUGUUUUAAUACUUAUUGCUAGUUUGCGUGUUAAAAAGUGUGCUUUCUUGAGCCCUGAUAGUAUGGGGUUAUCUAUUACUGGUAAUGAAGUAUCUUUCGACAUCGAAACUCACAUUCAAUCGAGUUUAUGGCAAGCAAAAGGUGGGAAAUUCAACUUUCGUGUGUGCUCAUCGAACCGAAGUCUGAUAAAUCUGCUGAUCUUAAUAUGUGGGGAUAUACAUUCCUGCCCUGGCCCAUCGCCAAUGGCUCAAUGUUUAUCGUGUCCAGCGUGCUUAAGAAAGAUAAGAAACAACCAGUCAAGAAUGAAAUGUAUAUCGUGUGAAAUGUUUUUUCACCUGAAAUGUUUUGAAGAAGCCGAUCGAGUACGUACUUGCAAACUCUGUCAAACGCCGGUUCUUGAUUCCACAGACCCUAGGAUUGAUAACUGCAGUAUACUGAACGAACUGAAGGAUAUUGUUGAGUCCCGUGGAAUUAAGUUAAUACAUCAAUACAUCAAAAUAUUUGCAGUCUCCUGAGGAAAAUGGACGAACUAAGACUAAUGAUAUCAGAAUUGAAAUCUGGUAUUCAUAUCUUAACCCUAUCGGAGACAUGGCUCGCAGAAAACAUCUCGGACGCAGAAAUUGAGAUCGCAGGGUAUCGAACAUUUCGGAAGGACAGAUGUUCUAAAGGGGGCGGAAUUGUGGCAUAUGUAAGAAAUGAUCUGGCAGUGGUGAGAAGGACGGACUUGGAAACUGUUGAUGUCGAAGGUUUAUGGCUUGAGAUAAGUUUGCCUAAGUCUCAUGGCUUUCUCGUUGGGGUGUUCUACAGGCCGCCUGACUCUUCAGAUUAUCACGAUUGUGAGUUUACGCCUAAGUUUGAUGCAAUGUUGGAUCUGGCGAUCGAACAAGGUAGGGAAGUAAUCAUAACUGGUGAUUUCAACUGUGAUUUCCUCCCAGUCAAGGCAACUACAUCGUAUUGUAAACAACUUAAAUCUAUCCUAAGAGUACAAUAUUUCUCCCAAUUAAUCAACGCUGCUACACGUAUAACCAAAAGUUCUAACACUUUGUUGGAUCUUAUUGCUACAAACUUCCCACAAAACAUAAGCCGCUCUGGUGUAAUGUGUACCGGUUUGAGUGAUCAUGAGAUGGUUUACUGUAUUAGAAAAAUUAACUGGAAGAGGUCACCAGAAAGGAUAAUUAGAACAGUAAGAAAUUAUGCAAAGUAUGAUGCGGCAAAGUUUUGCGAGGAUUGUGUCAAUGUCUUUAACAAUACCCUAGAUACAUCAUGCUUAUCCGUUAAUGAACUUUGGUUACGGUUCAAGUCACUCUUUACUGAAAUAGCUGAUAGGCAUGCACCGUUAAUGAAUAAGAAAGUAAGGUCUAAUCACCCUUGUGCAUGGAUAAACAGCGAGAUUAAGAAAGAAAUCAGACAGCGUGACCAUGAACUUAAAAAGGCUAGGAAAUCUAAUUCAAAUGAAGAUUGGGCAACAUACCGUAGGACUAGAAAUAAAGUAACAAACAGAAUCCGCUCAGCGAAAGAAAAAUAUCAUAGGAAUCUUAUUUAUGACAAUAGUCAUAACCCACGAUCGUUUUGGAAAACUAUGAAAAAGGUCUUUCCUGUGGAGAGUAAACAUGUGGCGACUAAUGUAUUGAUUGAUUGAUGGGAAACUGAGUAAAGAUAAACAACAAAUUGCUAACGCAUUUGGUGUAUACUUUACUGAAACAGUAUCGCGGCUGCACCAAUCGUUUAGUAAUCUUUGUAACAACAUAGGAAAUAUUACAUCGCAGUGUUUUUUUCAAUCGUUUAAACAGUGGUUUUGUAUUUAAAUUCGAGGAAGUGAAAGAGCAGUUUAUUCUAAAUAAUUUGCAUAAAAUUGAUGUUAAGAAAGCAGCUGGAUUAGAUAAUAUACCACCACGCCUUCUGAAAGACUCUGCUAAUGUUAUUGCCAGACCAAUCACAAAGAUCAUUAACGUAUCCCUCGAACAAGGAACAGUGCCUGAUGAUUUCAAACUUGCUAAGGUAAUUCCUGUUUUUAAGAAAGGACAACCCGAAAAUAUGGACAACUACAGACCGAUCUCAGUUCUUCCCACAGUGUCUAAGCUAUUAGAGAAAGCAGUCCAUGAGCAGUUGUAUACUAGAUUUUUAACAACGAAUCAUCUCUUGAAUCCUUACCAGUGUGGUUUCCGUAAAUAUCACUCAACGGAAACUGCGGUUAUUUCUCUCACAGACUCUAUUCGAAGGAACAUUGACCAAAAGAUGCUUACAGGAGCUAUAUUUGUAGACCUUAGGAAGGCGUUUGACACCGUAGACCACUCCCUACUUUUGGCCAAGUUGGAGAGUUACGGCGUAGUUGAAAGUGAACUUGAGUGGUUUAGUAGUUACCUUAACGAUCGAUCGCAAAUAGUUACCUUUCAGAAUAUGCAAUCAUUGCCAUGUAAUAUUUCGUCUGGAGUACCACAGGGGUCUAUUUUAGGGUCCCUACUGUUCGUCCUGUUUAUUAAUGAUCUUCCAGCAGCUGUUCAACAAUGCAAUGUUCUGAUGUAUGCCGAUGACACGGUACUUUUCUUCGCAGACAGGGACAGUGGUGUAAUACAGAAUGUGUUAACAACCGAGCUGGAAAAUUUGAGAGCUUGGCUGAUGGAAAACAAAGUGUCUCUUAAUAGGAAAAAAACAGAGACGGUGUUGUUUGGAACUAAUGCAAACUUAUCAAAGGUAACUAAUUAUGAGCUCUCAAUUGAUAGCUUUCCAUUGAAGCGUGUAACUGAUUAUUGUUACCUUGGUAUUACUUUAAAUGCAAAUUUGUCUUGGCAUUCACAUGUUGAUAAUGUAGCAAUGAAAGUGGGCAGAAGAAUUGGCAUGUUACGUCGACUACGGAACAACCUGACCCUAAAUGCGGCGGAAACGGUUUAUAAGUCGUUCAUUCGCCCUCUUAUGGAGUAUGGGGACAGUAUUUGGACGUGCUGUGGUGAGCAAAACAAAGGAAGGCUCGAGAUACUCCAAAAGCGUGCUGCCAGAGUGAUUUCCAGGUACCCGCGAAGUGAUGACGCAAUGGAAAGCCUCAGAUGGGACAGCUUAGAAUCAAGAAGAGACGUACAUGUUCUCAAACUGGUUAAAAAAUGUAUUCUAGGGAAAUGUCCACAAUUUUUUAAUAAUUAUUUCGUUUUUAAUCGUGACAGUUCCUCGCGAAUAACAAGACAAUCAGACAAACUUCGUUUGCCUAAAGUAAGAACUGAAUGUGCAAAGAAUUCUUUUUAUUAUUAUGGAUGCAAGGUUUUUAAUAAGUCUAAUUAAGUCGAUCGGGACAUAUAGAUAGUUAGUUUAUUGUAGGGAUUUUAGAUAAUUUUAUACUAUUUUAGAUAAAACUGUAUUGUAGAUAUACUGUAUAUUUUUCAGGGCCCCUAAGGAUAACAGUGAACAUUCACUGAUUGGGUCACCCUGUGUAAAUAAAGUUCUUACAUUACAUUACACAAUACAAUACAAUACAAUACAAUACAAUACAAUACAACACGACAUAAGGCAACACAAUGCUGUAUAUAAUAAAUAAUAUAGCCUUAGUGCAAAUAACAAUUUAUGGUAUAAAAGCUUUGCACGUUUCGAUUGUUUUGUCAUGAUAAAGCUGGUAAUGCUCGUAGUGGUGAUGAGGCAGAUUGAUGGUCAUGGUUUUCUGAUGGUGAUAUGAUGGUGUUGGUUAGGUAAUGAUGCUUGUGAUCGCAAUUCGCAAUACUUGGUCAUGGUGAUAAAAUAUUUUUUAUCUAAAGAAAAUCAUUGGAUUGUUUAUUUUAAUAUGUAUAUAUCUGAAGCUGAUUACGUAAUAAUACUGUAGUGUGAUGUUUUUAAUAUAUAUCUGAAGCUGAUUACGUAAUAAUACUGUAGUGUGAUGUGAUGUUAUAAAGUUGGUGUUUCUGAUCACGGAUUGUGGAUGAGUGAUAAGUGUUGAUGAGAAUGAUACAAAUCGACAAAGAAAAUUGCAGAUAUGUUCAUAUUUUGAUUUUUUGUGAAAACUGAUUGCUUGUAAUAAUUUGGCUCUUGCAGGAAGAUGACUAUUCUGACAUGGAAACCAUCAAAAUUCCACUACCCUCCGGCAGUUUGUUACUUAUGUCUGGGGCAAGUCAGUCUGAUUGGCAGGUAAAUGUAAUAUUUUUCAUAAUAAUUGUACUGGACCAAUAUUUAGUCAUUUUCAGGAUAUGACUCGUGGUUUGUGUCUAAAGUCUCAACUACCUGAAGAAGGAUUAAAAGCAUGAACUUCGACGUUUUGAGCGAGGACCAUCCGUUUGGAGGUUGGUGCCUAGCUAUGGCAACUUCCUGUCGAAGCACUAGUUUCAGCUUGUUCAAGGAUGUUGGGGCUCAUCAGCAUGAAAAAUACUCUCUUCUCGGCAUUUUCAGUGAAAACGCGUCUAGGUUCUUUCCUUUACGCUCAAAUCUCCGUAGAAGGAAGACCCUUGGGAACGAGGUUGAAGCGAAGAAUCUUUGUUCGAAAGGUCGAGGUUUUUUAUAUCCAGGCUGACAAGUACAAUGAUCCACCUUCAAUGAACCCCCAAGUUUGAUAAUUAUGUUCUGUAUAACAGUGUUUGUAAAAUAUUUAAGGCCUCUUUCGGACGUGGAACCUUUAAUUAAUAUGGUGAAUCCAGGGCUUUCAAAACAAGGCGUUGGCCGCCGGAGCGGGAGUUAUGAGGUUUACUGCCGGCAACUUUCUUUAAACAAUAUUGUGCAUCCACUUCGCUUUUAAGCAUUGGCCAAGGAAUAGCAACAAUAAACUAAUCAAAUUAGAUUUGUAAGUUUAACUAUUGUCUAAAAAAAGAACUAACUAUAGUAACUAGGCCAUGAAGGAGAAAAGUUUAUUGGAAAUUUCUCUGCUCAUUAACAAUUAUACAUAAUUAUAUUCUUUUGACAAGAACUUAAAGUAUAGUGUAACUAAGCUUAUAUAUAUAGCUGUACAAAAAUGUACAAAAAGAUGAAAAUAAUUCUAACACUGUCAUAAAAUAUUUCUUUAGACUUAGUAAAAAUAUUCCUGCAUUGAGGACAACCGCCUAUACUUUCUCACCACAGCCGCACUCAUUUAAAAAGAUUACAGUAUGAAAUAUAAGUUCUCGACGAUUAAGAGAUGUCUGCGGAGGAGGCUAUGAAAGCCCUAUGAAUCUAUAUUGUAAAUAUUAAUGUAACAAACCUUUUGUUUGAAGUUUAUUAUCCUUAUUUGUUAUCCCUAUUUGCAUUAGGAUUUGAUAAAUGAAACGUUCGACGUUUAAAACAGACCUUGACCUACUAAAUUUUGUAUUUGUGAUUUCAGCAUCGUGUACCAAAAGAAUACCACAGCCGAGGACCUCGUAUCAAUCUAACAUUUAGAAACAUCAUACCUUUUGAUACGUAGUGUUUUAUCUUGUUGUAAUGUAUUGUAAAUUAAUUAUGGAAUAUGUAAUUAUAUAAUAAAUAUUAUAAACUUAUGAUAAAGUGAUGAUGAACUAAUG
Paramuricea clavata is the source of this 9483-nucleotide messenger RNA. Lineage: Eukaryota; Metazoa; Cnidaria; Anthozoa; Malacalcyonacea; Plexauridae. The record is from the annotation of a GenBank genome assembly.